UAUUGCAAUCAGUCAUAGAGUUAUUACUUUAGUGUUUUUCUUUUUAAGUAACAGUGUUCUGAAAGGAUUUCUAGGCAUACCUAUUCUAAAAUAUAAAAUACAAAGUUUGGUAUGAAAGGGUUAAUGUUGUUUGGCCAGAGUUUCUAAACGGAUAUUGAAUGGAUGACAGCCAUUGAUGUCACUUUGAAAAUUGUGACGCAAAUAAUCAUAAAGGGCUUGUUCGACUUCUUGUAACCAAUAAAGUGUUUGACUAAAAGUGCUUUUUAAAUAACGUAUGUCGAACUGGUCUUCGAAAUAGUUUAUAGACAUUCCGACCCUACCAAGCGCUUAUGCGAAAUAAACUCUCACAAAAUUAUAUUAUUACUGCAAUCAGUAACCUUAAACUUGAAAAGGGACAAAGUGGGGCGGUAUGACAUGACAUUUUUAGCGAGUAAAAACAAUGAUUUCAAGGCGGUCUAGAAUUUGAAAGGUAAAUAAAAGUUUAGAUUCUGAACAAUAGAUUCUGCCAAACCUGCUUGGGUCGUCGACCUGUCACAUGUAAAAUUAACUAUUUAGUGCUGCAACAUUGGAUAUUUAGAUUGGGACGCUCUUAGACGUCAUUGCUAAUUUUAAAUGCUUCCAUGAAAACGGCAAAAUUGAAGAUCAUUGUUGUUUAAUGAAAUCAUUGAAUGUGCAAGUCAAAUACCGUAAACAGUGUGAAUAAUACUGACAACUGUCACAUCUCACGGAUUUAUUUAAAAGUAAAGGGAAAAGUCUUUGUAGCUAAAGUUCUUUAAAACGGUAGAGAAAUAUUUCAAUAAAUCUUAGAUUUGUCUGCACUCCGCCGAAACAGAAAACGGAACGUAGCCAAACCUUUGUUUGCGAAAAAAAACGAUUUUCAGAUACCGUAAUCUAAAGUUACAAUAUUUUAUAAUCCAAUUUUAAAGUUCAAAUUCUGCGGCCAUUUUGUCUUAAACAUCAUCUAAAAAAAAAUAGAGUGGAGAUCGUACAAACAGAUAAACAGUUGAGUCUGGAUACGUGAAACAAGCAGACAGCAAUUUGUUUCACUAUGGAGGUGGCAACAGGGCAGAGCGACAGCAGCAACUUCAGUCUGAUGAGCGCAAGCGCUGCCGAUCAACAUACCCCUAGCGGCUCCGCGGAUAGUACAGGUAUGCUGAGCACCCACACAAGGGAGAUGGUGGAAGUGGUCCUGGUGGCUAUCCUCAGUACUGUUAUUGGCGUAAUGGGUGUUGUGGCCAACUGCAUCAAUCUGCUGGUCUUCCUACGCCAAGGUUUUCGCGAAACCAUCAACAUAAGUCUUACUGCUUUGGCGAUUUCAGACAUUGGCGUCCUGUUGACCUGGAUAUUUCUCGCCAUUUGCUACAACCCGAUUUUCCUGAAGUCUGACGCGAUGCUCUUCACACGGUCAUCUCUGAUGUUUGCCAUGGCUUGGUCCAGUGUCUGCUUCACGAGGAUCACUGGCUGUAUCACAGCCUUUAUCACCAUAGAGAGAUGUCUCUGCAUUGUUGCACCUUUAAGAAUCAAGCGUCUGAUCACUCGUAGAACCACUUCACUCGCCAUGAUAUUCAUUUUUGCCACUGUCGUGAGCUCGUGGAGCAUUCUCUACACCGGGGUCGACUUCGCGUGGGCCAAAGAGAAGAACACCAACAGAACACUUCUCCACGUUUUUGACAAUGGCCUCAGAAACGCCAGACGCAAAGUAGCGUUUUCAUACGGUAACACGAUCCAAUGCGUCUCCUUCAUCUUAGUUGUAUUUUUUACUUCCUUCAUGAUUGUUCGAUUGAGGAAACAGGCAAAAUGGCGUUCAAGCACUUCCGCUUUCGGUGGUGAGACGAAGAAGGAGAAGAGUGGCGGACUGUCGACAAGGGAGGCUCGGCUGGUACGCAUGGUCGUCUUUAUCUCAGUCAUCUUGAUCGUGUCUUCAGGCCCUGGUGUGGCAAAUCUGAUCGCGGCGUCCAUCGUGCCAGAGCUGUCUGUGAUGGGUCGUUACGCCAACUGGCACGGUGUGGUGUGGUCAGUCGCUAGUUUAUUGUCUGUGGUCAAUUCUAGCGUAAACAUUUUCGUAUAUUACAGUAUGAGUUCCACAUAUCGUGCUCAGUUCAAACAGAUCUUUAGCCGUUACCCUCGUGGGGAGUGA
Aplysia californica (California sea hare) is the source of this 2137-nucleotide messenger RNA. RefSeq lists its product as uncharacterized. NCBI's taxonomy places the organism in Eukaryota, Metazoa, Mollusca, Gastropoda, Aplysiida, Aplysiidae. The record is from RefSeq and is a predicted model, not a curated record. The transcript has a single exon. Gene Ontology annotation, biological process: G protein-coupled receptor signaling pathway. Gene Ontology annotation, cellular component: membrane. Gene Ontology annotation, molecular function: G protein-coupled peptide receptor activity. Bases 1049 to 2137 code for a protein of 362 amino acids.